AUGGGAGACAAAAAGAUAUCACCGCUAACCCACUUCCCAACAACCCCCUACUCCGAGCCCCUCCUGCCCCAACUCGCCAUCUCCAACCCCUACUACACCGAAACACACUACGCCCUCCGCGCCUGGGUCCGAGAUUACAUAGACACGCACAUCGCACCAUAUGCGCAGGAAUGGGAAGAAGCGGGCGAGGUUCCGGCAGAAGUAUACAGGACUCAUGCGCGCCAUGGCUUCGCAAUCGUGCAUCCCCUGACGACGCCUGAAGAUGCGGCGAACCUAUCAUUACCCGGGAAUGUCCCACGGGACAAAUGGGAUACGUGGUGCGGGCUUAUUGUCGCGGAUGAGUUGAACCGCGUUGGCUUUGUAGGUGUGGUUUGGGGUCUUGGGGGUGGGAAUGCGAUUGGGUGUCCGCCUAUUGCGCGGUUUGGGACGCCUGGGCAGAGGCGGCGGUGGUUGCCGGGUGUUGCGAGGGGGGAGGUCAGGUUUUGUCUGGGGAUUACGGAGCCGGAUGCCGGUUCCGACGUUGCGAAUGUUCGUACGACAGCAGUACGCCAAGGUGACCACUACAUCGUAAACGGGUCGAAAAAGUGGAUUACGAAUGGGAUUUGGGCGGACUAUUGUAGUGCGGCUGUGAGGACUGGUGGCGCUGGGAGAGGUGGGAUUAGUUUGCUGGUGAUUCCGCUGAAAGCGAAGGGUGUGACUAGGAGGAGAAUGCAUAACUCGGGAGUCAAUGCGAGCGGAUCGACAUUCAUCGAAUUCGACGACGUGCGAGUUCCCGUUGACCAUUUGAUAGGAGCGGAGAACAAGGGAUUUCCGCUUAUCAUGUCUAACUUCAACCCCGAGCGACUCUCUCUAGCCUGCGCCUCGCUCCGUCUUGCCCGUGUCUGCGCAGAAGACGCCUUCACUUAUGCCAGCCAACGGCAAACGUUCGGAGCGCCCCUGAUAAGCCGACAAGCAAUCCAAGCCAAGAUCUUCAAAUUCGGGCUGAUGAUCGAACCUGCCUAUUCAUUCAUGGAACAGCUGGUGAACAUCCUUGAAAAGACGAAGAACGAGAAGGUGGAUGACGUGCGGAUCGGUGGGAUGACUGCGCUCCUGAAGGUCAUGUCGACGAGGGCCCUGGAGAAAAGUGUCCGGGAAGCGCAGCAGAUUCUCGGUGGCGCUGGGUAUAAUCGUGCUGGGAAGGGGGCGCGUAUCGAGCAGAUUAGUCGUGAUGCAAGGGUUCAUGUUGUUGGUGGUGGGAGUGAGGAGAUCAUGAUGGGGUUGGCGUUGCAGGAGGAGAUGAAGGCUCUGGGGACGAGGAAAGCUGCCCUUGAGAGGAAGGAGACGGAAAAAGCGAAUCUGUAA
Aspergillus mulundensis is the source of this 1341-nucleotide messenger RNA. Its product is annotated as acyl-CoA dehydrogenase family protein. Gene Ontology annotation, molecular function: oxidoreductase activity, acting on the CH-CH group of donors; flavin adenine dinucleotide binding. Bases 1 to 1341 code for a protein of 446 amino acids. The record is from RefSeq and is a predicted model, not a curated record. The transcript has 4 exons. Lineage: Eukaryota; Fungi; Ascomycota; Eurotiomycetes; Eurotiales; Aspergillaceae.